AUGCUUCAAUACCGCGCUGGCUGUAAACCAGAUGAUCAACUCAUCAACCAGUUUAGGACGAGCUAUGGGUCGCUUUUGUAUAGUCAUUGCCAGUCUAAAGGGAAAACGGCCCCCUUCGCGAUCGACAAGCGAGACUCCGGGCUCCCUGAUGGGCUGGACAGUGUUGUCAUGGGCAUGAAUAACGUUCAUUCGAACGAAGUUCUCAUGGAAACUUCCAUUAAUCCAAAAGCCAUCUAUCCCCAGGGCGCUACUACUCCAGGAUCCGGGGCAGUCUUUCACAACCAAGCUGGCGAUCUUCUUUCAUCCACUUUUUCAUGGUUCACUCCCACUCCCACGCUUAGCGACGAACUGAAUCCUCAGGCGUCCUUUGAUGAGUAUACCGGCUUUGUACCCUUCGAGCAGGCACAAAACGGAUUUCACCCGGUCGCCCCUUUCGAACCGAGCGUUACGGCAAGGGUUAUGGCGCCCAACAUUCCAACUUACGACCAAAUGAUGGAUGGCUUUCAACAGCAACCGACGUAUGGUUACAAUGAAUUACAAGUCGAGUCAAGCUUGGACUUGGAAAUACCUCAAGCUUCUGUCAAUGCGAUGACCCCGAACAUGAGCAAUGAAAGCUUUCGGUAUAAUGUGAAUCUUUGUGCACCCAUUGCGAUAUUCCCGCAUUCUGAUGGAAGCCCGGUGACUUAUCUCAACAAGGGUAAUAGCUACGUUAUCAACAUAGCGGACUCCAGGCCCAGCGACAUGAAUUCUGGUGCACUUGAAUAUAGGACCCAUAUUCGCGUCACGUUCGAGGCCGAAGAACAAAGAUCCAAUCCAACUAUUGCCUGGCAGCUCUGGAAAGCUCUUCGGGGCCAAAAUGGAGUUUCCUUAGGCGUAGAGUUCGAUGAUGUGUCACAAAAUGCCACAGACAACGAGACAGCCCCCCGAGUUCGAAUCGAGAAGGUCUACACAGAUGGUUUCUCUGUCAUCUGGACAGGGGAUCCCACCGACCAAAUCGCUUCUUGCAAUAUCCCUGUUCGGUUCAACUUUUUGUCAACCGACUUCACUCGCUCCAAAGGAGUUAAAGGUGUACCGGUCCGACUAUGCGCCAAGACAGAGGUCUUGUCAGAGUCAGAUGAGUUUGAGAUGUGCUACGGCAUCAUCAAACUCUUUCGCGAUCAUGGCGCGGAAAGGAAGAUGUCGAACGAUGAAGCCUCUGCAAAGAAGCGGAUCGAGAAGCUGAAAAAACAAAUUGCCGAAGAGAAGGGUAAAAUGUCCACUCGCAAGCAAAGUUGGAACCGUCUCUCUGAGGAUCAAAAAAUCUCCAAGAUAUCUCUGCCAAAAAGACGGCGUUCAGAUUGGCAGAAUAACUCCAUGCUUCACCAAAAACUUCACGAUGAGCUCUUUAGGUUGAAGGACUCGCUCUCGGCGGAGCGUCAGAUGAGCAAGCUGGGUCUUCGUGGCGUCGUUCAAGAUGACCCAUCAAUCCACCCUCUUAUCCUACCGACUGAGUCGAGUUUGCCGAAGGGGGAUGAUAUCACCAGACGCGCUUUGGAGAAUAUGCAGAGUGAAUCCUUUUCUCCGAUGGACUCUGGGUCUAAAGCUCUUGAUGGAAGUCCGGGCGGUCGCAGUGCUACCUUAUCAGAAGACUCACUCGAGGCGCCGAGUACCUUCUCUAUGAACUCCCAAUCAUCGAGGUCUACACCCGCAUCAAGUGUUUCAAAUAAUUGGGAGACUACUGUAAACAGUUUACCAAGAUAUGUCGCAUGCUUCUAUGUUCAGUUUAUCAAGGGUGGCGAACCGAUUCAUAGCUAUCAUCACGCAUUGUAUCUGAGUAUACGUUCAGAAGCAGAACUGAAAGGCAAACUUUCGGAGAAGAUACAAAUCAGACCAGAUCAAAUCCAAUUGAUCUGGGCCAACCAAAAAGGAGUGAAAGUUAUGGUAGAUGAUGAUAUGGUGGGACAAAUUCCCGAGGCGCAGGUAAUCACAGCAGAUAUUUCUGCAUUGUCGUCAUCUAGUUUGGCAACGUCUUCAGUAGUGCCCUCUCCCUUGGAAAUUAGCCUGGCUUUUUAA
Molecule: messenger RNA, 2052 nt
Organism: Penicillium macrosclerotiorum
Lineage: Eukaryota; Fungi; Ascomycota; Eurotiomycetes; Eurotiales; Aspergillaceae
Exons: 4
Coding region: 1-2052 (683 amino acids)
Biological process (GO): regulation of transcription by RNA polymerase II
Cellular component (GO): nucleus
Molecular function (GO): RNA polymerase II cis-regulatory region sequence-specific DNA binding; DNA-binding transcription activator activity, RNA polymerase II-specific
Source: RefSeq, a predicted model, not a curated record